Molecule: messenger RNA, 7975 nt
Organism: Gallus gallus (chicken)
Lineage: Eukaryota; Metazoa; Chordata; Aves; Galliformes; Phasianidae
Gene: KBTBD11
Product: kelch repeat and BTB domain containing 11
Exons: 2
Coding region: 945-2729 (594 amino acids)
Molecular function (GO): protein binding
Source: RefSeq, a predicted model, not a curated record
GCCCCUCGGGCGGCGCGCUCCCCGGCCGGCAGCGGCGGCGGUGCGGUUCCCGCCUCGGCAGCGGCUCUUCUCAGCGCUGCCCGCCACACGCAACAGGUCAGCGCCGGGGGAGCCCCUUCCUCCCGCUCCGUGCGUGUGUGCGCGCCACUGCGCCGGGAAACAAAGGGGCCGAGCGCGGCGCGGCCCCCGGGGUGAGCGUAGCUUCUGCGCGGCGCGGGCUUUCGCGUUCAGCCAUUUGCAGCGCCCGGCAGCGCCCCUCCGCCUCUCCCUCCCUCCCUCCCUCCUCCCACCGCGCUCCCCCCGCCGCCGCCGCCUCAGGCUCCGGCGUUCCGCGGAGCUGCUCUGCAACGCCGGACCCGCGGGUGGGCAGGCAGCGGGCAUCGCGCCCGAGCCGGGGCUGCCCGCGGGUGGGCGGGCGAGAGGCGGGCUGCCUUGCCGGAGCCGCGCUGCCCGAAGGAGGAAUGCAUAUGAGGAGCAGUGAUAUGAAGAAACCUUCUUGAAGUUCAUGUAGAAGAAACCUUGGCUUGUAGGAUAUCUUCCAGAACAGGUUGCAACCACUGUCUUCCCCUGAAGUAGCUGUACAAGGUGAACUCCUAACUAUAUGACUUGAAAGGACAUGUUUCCAGGUUGCUCAGCAUGGUGUGGGGGCCAGUUGCCAUGAAAGGAUGCUGCACAUGAAAACUUUUUAAAAUUUUCAUAUAAUAACAGAAAAAGCAGAACUGCUUUGCAGGCUAUUGAGGUGUGACAUCCAUAAAGGGAAGACAUUCGGGUUUUCAUGGGCACUGUCUGACUGAGGAGAAGCCGUUGCUGGCCAGACCACAGAAGCUCAAGUCUCUCUGAUGUCCCCCAGCAGGUGAUGGGCAUUCCAGUUCGACCAAGGCCUGUCCAGAGCAGCGCUGUGCAGCGCCAGAGCAGCUAGCGUGGCUGUUGCAGAGUGUGGCUCCAUGGAGGGCAGCGGCACAGUGGAGGAGGAGGAGAGUGGGGCCGGGUCUGGAGCCCCACCGCUCACCCUGUCCUCCCCCUGCAGCUUCAGCUCCUCCCUGUGCUUCAGCUCUGCCACCUCCGAGCAGGGGGCCCCGUCGCCAUCUUCUACUGGCAGCCAUGUGGUGGAGAGCCAGUGGGAGCUCAACAGCGUGGCCUCUGAGUCAGAGGAGGAGGAGGCGAGUGCGCGGGAGCCAUCAGCUGGUGCACAGCCUACAGGGCGGCCAGCUGAGGAGCCCGACCUCGUGAUUGAGGUGUCAGGGCAGCGCAUCCGGGCACACAAGUCGGUGCUGGCGGCCAAGAGUGACUACUUCCGUGCCCGGGCCUCGCGAGACAUCCUGCGGGUGAAGGGGGUGAGCUAUGGGGCUCUGAGGCUCCUCAUUGACUAUGUCUACACGGCCCGCAUGGGUGAGGUGCGGCAUGACAACCUGGCCGAGGUGGUGAGCGGUGCCCGUGUUCUCCAGAUGCCCUGCGCCUUGCACUGUGCUGCCGAGGCCAUGCGUGCCCAGCUGCGCCUUGACAACUGCUACCAGCUCCUCUGCCUGGCCAAGAAGCAACGACUGGCAGAGCUGCGGGAGGCCGCCUACCGCUUCAUGAGUGACCACUACCUGGAGGUCCUGCGUGAGCCAGGUGUCUAUGGCCGUCUCAGUGGGGCUGAGAGGGACCUUAUUCUGCAGCGGCGCCUGGAGGCUGGCCGGCGCUGCCUAUUGGUGGCUGAGGUCAGUGAUGCUUUUGAGCGGCCUGGUGGCGGCAGCCGACCACAGAGCCGUGAGAGCAGCCGCCCGCAGAGCCCCUCUUCUGUGAUGUCUUUGGAGGAGAGUGGCUCCCUCAUCCAUUGCUACCAUGAGGCCAGCCAUGAGUGGAGGGUGCUGACGCGUCUGCCUGAGGAGGCCAAUGCCAAGGGCUGCGCCAUGUGUGUCCUCCACAACUACCUCUUCUUGGCAGGGGGCAUUGCUGCAGGGCCAGCAGGCAGUGAGCCAAGGGCCCGCCUCUCUGACAAAGUCUUCUGCUACAACCCCCUCACUGACACCUGGAGCCAGGUACGCCCACUGGCUCAGCCUCGCUCACAGCUCAAGCUGCUGGCUCUGGACGGCUACCUCUAUGCUGUGGGGGGCGAGUGCCUCUUCACCGUGGAGAAAUAUGACCCACGGGCUGAUCGCUGGAGCCCCGUUGCGCCCCUGCCCAAGGGAGCCUUUGCCGUUGCUCAUGAGGCCACCACUUGCAAUGGGGAGAUCUAUGUCUCGGGGGGAUCCCUCUUCUACCGACUGCUCAAGUAUGACCCCAAGCGUGAUGAGUGGCAGGAGUGUCCUUACAACAGCAGCCGUCGGCGCUCCGCCGACAUGGUGGCCUUCAAGAACUUCAUCUAUCGCUUUGAUGUGAGCAGCGGCCGUGGUGGAGAGCAGGGCCCAGGUGGUGGGACUGGUGGUGGUGUUGAAGUGUUCCGGUACAACACAGUGGCCAAACGCUGGAGCCAGUGUGCCAGCUUGCGGCCCAGCAGUGGCCCCAUCCAGCCCUUCCGCUGUGCUGCCUUGGGUAACACCAUCUACUGUGUCAACCGGACCGGCACUCUCCGCUUCAACUUAGCCCAGGAUGGCGAGGUGGAAGCGGAUGGUGGGCUCAAGGGUACCUUUGAUGGUGAGCUUCUCAAAGCUCCAUUUGAUGCUAAGGGCCUCCUCCUACCCUUUGUGCUUACCCUUCCAGAGAAGCUGGAGAAAGCAGGGGACCAAGAGAGUUCCCUCUCACUGUGAGUGGCCAGACUUGCUCUGGCCUGCCAGUCAGGGGGCUGGGUUGCAGCUUUUGGGGAACACGCAAAUUCACUCCCACAGGAGGGACCCUCUCCAUCAUGUCUGCAGAGAGAAGGGGCUUCCUCCCCUCCCAAGGUUUUGGUCUGGAAGUGCUUGGUUGUCACUUGGGUGUAACUCCUACUGUGUUUGCUGUGCUUUGUGUGAAAAGCCGAGUAAACCAGAGGAGGAGCUGCUAUAAAAGGAUCAUCUCUGCAUUAUGUUUGUGUCAGUUCCUGAUACUUUUUUGCACCUGGAGUUCUAAAAAUUCCUGACAACAGUGUCAUAAUGAAAUGUUCUGGUUAGUAUUGGUUGUGUGUGUGCAUGUAGUUGUGAUCUGGGCUGGAGCCUCUUCUGCCACCUGUUUUUUUUUCUCUCCUGGAUGAUUCCAGGGGAUAAGCACUGCUAGCAACAUCACUUAACUGUAUUCGUUCUUAUGUCAAAUCAGCUAUUUCCUCUGCUAGAAAAGUGUAGGAAGAUCAUCUCAAUCACAGCGUUUCGGUGCAAUAGAUUGUUUGAGGAAGACAUGGCACUGUGUGGUCCCAGGAAUUUCAACCGCGAUGAUGUAACAGAUACCAGACUUAAAGCUUUAAGCAACACAAAUGGGUGCCGCAUGUUCAUAUUUGGAAUAUACAAAAAAAAAAAAAAAAAGCAAGUCACUUGUUUAAAAUGCGGCAUGUUAUGGCAGAUAUGAAAUGUUGAUAGGUUCUUUAUUUGAUAAAGGCAAUGGUUUCUGUAUAAAAAGACACUGUUUUAUUACUUUUUUUUAUCAGAGAUUUUAAAUUAUAACAAAAAUGGACUGAAGCUGUUUGGACUGUGGCAGAUUUACAUGACCAUGUAGACCACUAGAGCUGUGGGAAAUAUUUUGUACUUCAACUACUCUUUAAUUAACUGCAGGUCGAGGAAAAUUAAUCUAAACCAAAUGUAAAUUCUUUGAAACUGUCUGCAGACAGCUUAAAUGUUUCAUUGUAUGUUCAUUACCCCAUGGCAAGAGGCUUUUCCAACUUAAUGCAAGACCAUCAAAGGAGGACAUGGAAAACAGGAGUGUGCUACACAUGUUGAUUUUAUUCUGCACUAGCGUGAUGUUAUUUCCCUAUCUUUGGAUUGAGAGACUGCUUUAUUUAUUUUGAUUGAUUGCUGUAAUCAAUUAACCCUUGUCAACUGCAGUACAUGCUGACGGCCUAUGCUGUCAUUGGGAUUCCGAACCACUCGGGUGCUGUUUGUGGAGCAGCGUCCUAAUGAGACACAACCCCAGAGAAAUUCUUCUUGCCUGUGCAAAGUUGGAGCAUACUUUUUUUGUUGCGUUACUCGGAACUGGAAAAGCAUGAACUGUCUACACAGACAAACUAUACUGAAAAGGGCACUUGCAUUUAUUUUAAAAACUUUAUAUAUAUAUAAAAAGUCAAUAGACAGACAAGGCAAAUGUUUUAGCUUUACUGUAAACCACUGAAACCUUUUCUGAAAAAUAGAACCAGUGUUUUUACUAUUAGUGAUUCAGCCUGGAAUUGGCAUGGACUAUGGAAGGGAAUUGUUUAUAUUCAAAGUUCUAGUAUAGAUUCAUAUUUUAGAAAUAAAUAGGGACCUUACAUCAAAGAGCAGCAGAUCUUUUUAUGUUUUAUUAAGAUGUUUCCAUUAGCAGAACAUUAGCAUUCUUAUGUUAUGGCUAGUUCCAAAGGGAGGCAGCAGGCUCUGUCCUAAGAGACGCCGUCUUCACAGAAGACGGUAGUGAAGUUUAUAGAUAUUUCUUUCCUUCCCAGUUGUUUUUUUUCUUCCUGUUUUUUUUCCUCCUUCGCUAUCUGUCCUGCAUUUUAAUACAGGUAAUCUGAUUUGCCAUCUUUAGAAAACAGUGGUUUGGUUUUGACAGUUCUUAGCCAAGCGAGCCCAUUCCCAGUGAGCUCAUUAAAGCAACUCCCAGGUGGGAGCUGCACUCUGAUGCUUAUCUUAGCCUCGCUGCAGGAUGGUGCAGUGGAAUUUAGUGUCACAGAUAGUGUAUUUGUUAGCGAUUCACAGAGAAACUGUUUUUUUUUGUUUUCUUUUGUUUUGUUUUCCUGAAUGAUGGUCUUAAUUAUUUGAUGAGAAUGCUUGGAAAUAUUGACUCAAUUAAAUUACAGUAUUGUAGCUUGAGCAGGAAAGAAAAUGAUGUAUUUGCCUUCAGCGUCAUUUUUUAUUUUAACUGUAGAAGGUAUUUCAAGCUGUGUAGUGAAAUACUUAGGUGGAUAUUUAAACUGAAGAUGUAAGUACUAGGCCAGGUUUUGAGUUACCAGUCACCACAAGCACCCAAGUGGCAGUUUUAUCUUACAGUACAAUGCGGUUUCGUAGUUCAAAAUAUUUAGUAGUACAGUUUUUAUGUUACAGCAUAGUAGGGAACCAAGCCAGCUUUGUCACUCCUAUUAAUUGGUCAUUAAUUAAGCAUUCUCAUUCCUGUUAAUGCAUGAAAAUGCUGCUAAACGAGUUUUGAGAGGUCUCCCUGACUUGAGAUGCAAAAACAUGUCACAGAAUUUGAGGAAGGAAUGAAACACAUCCUUUCUUCCAGAACUUGUUGCUAUAUACCAUGAAGAAAUAGAUUUGGAAAUAAUCUUUACAGCGCUAUAUGUUUGCCAAACGUGCGGUGGUUUGUGUUUUUGCUAGCUUACAUCAUUAGCAGAGGUUGUUUCAAGUGCCUUCCCACUCCGCUGUCACACAGUGAGAGCAGAGUCUGGUCUCCAUUAGCAGCUGUCCAUCACGCCUGUUUCCUUCCUACACUCUGCAUAAUCACAGCCCGAUGACUGACUGCAGUGCUGUGUUUCAGCCCACAUUUCCUACUCUGUGGCCUCUCUUUCCUCCCUGCUAAGCCUGAGGCAGAUUUGCUGGGAGCUGUUUUUUUUUCUGCUGCUUGUGUCUUUAGUGUAUUGAAAAAAUUAAUGCUUGGGUACUAAAAGCAGAAUUUGAGUAGACUUCAGAAGUGGAAGACCAGAUGAUGUGAUACCCAGGAGCCACUGUUGUAAUAUGUUUGUAUGGUUGAAACCAAAGUGCCAUGCUACCCUCACACUGUGUUUGUCUAUGUUUGGCUUUUAAAGCAGUUAUUUAUAUAAUUGCCUGAAGGCUUCUGCAUUUGCAUGGAACAUGGAGACGGUGUUUGCUUUCUUAGCCUGCAAUGAUUUAACCCAAAUCCCUGGAGGACCGGAGGACUUGGAGCUAAUCUCUGCUCUCUAAAUAUUUGCAUUACAAUGUAAUACAAUGUUUUGUAUUAUGCACUAGUUGGCUAAAAAUCUCAGAAAUUAUCCAGAUAGAUCAUAGAAGAAUAUUGGUACCACAUCCUAUAGCUUCUUUGAGGGAUGAAUGCCAUGCAAGACUCUCAAAAGUACAUGCAGGCUCCAGCUCCGGGAUGGGUAAUUCAGGAUAUGUUUCAUACAAGUUGGUACAAUGGGAGAAGUUUUCUGUUGAAAGCUUUUUCAGACAGGCUCUGAAUUUUGGUUCUACAGGCUGAGGUGAAGGGCUCCAUGCACUGUACCAGGGGACUGCAGAGGUACUUUAGAUCCCACUCAGGGGCAACGCCUUGGUUAAGAGGCAUGCAUAGCAUGGAAAUGCUGGGAGCCUUCAUUGUGUCUAAAUGAAAUCCCUGCAUGAAUAAAGACACGGGCCACCUCAACAAAUGCUAAUAACAGACAGAAAUUUACUAUUUCCAUUAACUGGUUCUGUAAAAAGAAUUUAAUUACAGCAAAGCCAUUGGUACAAAUUCUGUUUACUCUUGGAAAAUAAGUCAAAGGAAUAAUUGGCAAAAGAGUAAUCCUAUUUGGUGAAAAUAGGCACUGUUAAGCAACAUGAGGAGGAUGCGAAUCGUACCCUACUAAUGAAUAAAAUUAUGCAGCAGCUGAUGUAAAUUCUGUCCACUAAAACAAAUUCUUUGUAAACAAGUACAUGGUAAAAUUUAAAGAAUGAAUUAUUCACAUGAAAGCUGUAACUCCCCUAUGCUGUUUGAUUGGCUCUCAGACUACUGUAUCCUGAUGUUCACUAUUCAUGAGUGGCCUAUUGCUUUUCUUGCUUUAUGGUAUCCGUUCCAUUGACUGCUUUAUAGAUGGGUCGCCCUUCAUUACCACAAAGCUUAACAUUGGCACUGGGGUGAUUUGCUUUGUGUCUGAAUUGACGUGUAGUGCUUUCUCCUUGAAUGAAUCCAAAGGAUUUAGAAUUAUCUUUCUUUGGGCUUUUUUUUAGUGGUGUUGCUCUUGGGAAACUUAAGAGAGCACAGGAAGGGAAAUGGUAAUACAGUGGAGGAGCUGUGGUAACAAGCAUUUAAUGAUUUUCUGUCUGCCAUUAUUCUACACAUCGGAUGCACCUUGGACUGAAAAAGUACGUCUCUGUGUAGCUAUUAACAGUGUGAUCCCAAGCGCUGCUGUAGCAAAGUAUGUUUUCAUUUAAGUAUAUUUACUGGCUCAACUCCUACUCUGAAAUCAUUUAAUGAAGGUUAGUAGUAAUUUGAUAAUAAAGUGGAUUACUGGAACUAUUCUGAAUUGACAUUACAGCUACUAAAAGCAGAGAUUGACACCCAAAUUCAGUAAAACCGUGCACUCAGAAUAUGUAUAACGCACUUUUCAUUUGUUUUGGCUUAAUGAAUGCUGUUGUAAGAGCUGCUGGAAUGAGCCCAUCCAAAUUAGGAGGCAGCAGGCUAUUUUAGAGGCUCUCUAAGCUUCAUCAAUUACUCAGUGAGAGGAAAUGGGAGAGUGAGGGAGAGGAGAGAGAAGGAGAACUGGGAAAGAAAAAUACCUACCACGUAUUCAGUAGAAACAAGUAGCAGAGAAGGGAAACCAGAGUUAGUGUUGAGACUGUGAUGACUACGUGACCAAUUUUUUUUUCAAGUAUUUUUUAAGUAGCUUGAGUUUUUUAUCUAUUAUGUUGUCGGUCUUGUCGUUCUGCACCUGCAAUUCAUCUCAAACAACAACAGUGUUCAGUAAUCUGCUUUUUGCAGGAGCUUUGUGCUUUGCUUUUAAGUUUUGGUGGAUAAACCUUGGACAAAUCUGUGAAACCAUAAAGUAACCAUGUUGAUGCUGCCACUUAAAAUAGGUUGUCAUGCAAAUGCUUUAGACACUGUUCACAAUUCAGGUGAAUUACAUGUGUAACUGAUGUAUUAACAGUUCAUUUUCGAAGUGUAUAUAGGUAAGGUCACUGUAAAGCUUUUUAUGUACUCCAACUUAUGCUGUAAUGAAAUAAAUACGUACGAAAAGCUUAUGCUCCCCUUA